Messenger RNA from Clupea harengus (Atlantic herring), 797 nucleotides. It is a transcript of the gene txnl4b, whose product is annotated as thioredoxin-like 4B. Gene Ontology annotation, cellular component: U4/U6 x U5 tri-snRNP complex; spliceosomal complex; U5 snRNP. The record is from RefSeq and is a predicted model, not a curated record. Lineage: Eukaryota; Metazoa; Chordata; Actinopteri; Clupeiformes; Clupeidae. Gene Ontology annotation, biological process: mRNA splicing, via spliceosome.
CGAGAUCCAAAUUUCUACACGGAAACUUGAUGCUGUUGCACACAGGGAAACGCAGCAGAUGUGUUGUCUUGUUGAUUUUUAAGGGUUUGCUUGACAGACUGAGAAUAAUCUUCUCCAGUAAUGAGUUUAUUUCUUCCCAAAUUGUCUUGCAAGAAAGACAUCGAUACAGUCAUUAAGACUGUUGCUGAAAAGGUUCUGGUUCUACGAUUUGGAAGAGAUGAGGAUGCUGUGUGCAUGCAACUAGAUGAAGUUCUGUCAAAAACAUCCCAUGACUUAAGCAACAUGGCCGCUAUCUAUCUUGUGGAUGCGGAGAAGGCACCCAUUUACACUCGCUAUUUUGACAUCAGUUUCAUCCCAUCCACGGUGUUCUUUUUCAAUGGACAACACAUGAAAGUUGACUACGGGUCUCCAGAUCACACGAAGUUUGUGGGGAGCUUCAAAACCAAGCAAGACUUCUUGGAUCUCAUAGAAGUUAUCUAUCGAGGAGCCAUGAGAGGAAAGCUAAUCGUUCAGAGCCCAAUAGAUCCCAGAAACAUUCCUAAGUACAAUCUACUAUACCAUGACAUCUAGUGUAGGGUAAAGGAAUGGACAAACUUGUCAGUCGUCUGAAACUGAUUAGCCAUUUGUUUCCCAUGGAAACAACCAAACACGACGCAUAAGUUUGAGUUUCUUCUUGUGUCAGAAUAAGUGGCCAAAUAUUGAUGGCCCUAAUCUUGGCUUGAUUCUUUGAUAAACCUACAUUUUUGGUUGUGCUAUUUUAAUAAGAUCAUUACAAUAAAUGUUUAUACUCUUUCAGA